UGGAAGCUAUCCUUCCAAGUGUCACGGUCUCUGACGCGUAUCCCAUAGUCGCAUGGGUAUGAAUACAAGUCCUUCAGUACCGUCUACGAUAAUGACUGAUGACUAGGCUGCUUGCUGUGUGAUUCUCAUCGUAUAUCGCCCACAGACCACCACCUUCGCGAUACUGAGUAUUUUGAUCGUAAUAUGCCUUGUCAAAACACUAGCUUUGAUCUAUGUUCCAAAGCAGGAACGUUUCCAGAAUCUACCUGACGUUGUUAGCUUAGUACUAUCCGUCGUUGGUAUCAUUAUCAUAUUGUGGAUGCCACUUCGUGAUCCUCGAGCACCGGCAGGAGAAAUUGCACCUGUGUAUGCAACACCUAAUCCGAGCCUACGGAGUCCAGAAGACAAGCUGACGUUAUGGGAGUACAUGACUGUUGCAUGGAUGUCGCCUUUGAUAUCGAUUGGCUACAAACGUCAGCUUAACGAUGAUGAUGUCUGGGAUCUCCCUUACGAAUUCAAACAUCGGAGGCUCUUCGACAACUUCUGCGAGUUGAAAGGCUCAGUCAUCGGAAGGUUGCUCCGGGCUAACGGGUUGGAUCUUUUGAUCAUCACUACCUUAGCUCUAUUAGAGCUUGGUGCAAAUCUUAUGGCUCCGCUACUGCUGCAGCAACUUUUGAGGGCCAUGGGAAAGGAUGACGGCCCAGAUACAUCGAGUGCGAUGACUUGGGCAAUCCUCUCACUAGUCGUACGCUUAGCUGCUGCACAGUCGGGCGUGUUCAAUCUAUGGUACUCAAGACGCGCAUAUGAGCGCUCAAGGGGCGAGCUUAUCACCAUGCUGUUUGACAAAACACUGAAGCGUAAAGUCAUUCAUGCCCAUGAGCCCUCGAUCGUAGAAGACACGAAUGCCAGAAUCGAAUCACCUGUGGCCAGCAAUAAUGAGGAGAAUCAGUCCGCAAACUCGCCCAAAUCAGGAUUCUCGAAAGUCAUCGCCAUGGUGAGACAUAUCCUUGCCAAAAAGAAACCCCAAAAAGCCUCCCCUGUGAUACCGCCAGCUUCCAUGGGAAAGAUCCUGAACUUGAUGCGUAACGACGCUUAUGAAAUCGCUCAAAGAUUUUGGGAGUUCCCGGCACUAGUUACUCAACCUUUGAGUCUUAUUCUCUCGAUAGUUCUUCUGUGGAAUAUAAUAGGGUGGCCUUGUAUCGUAGGGACAGCUGUCGUCAUCGUGGCACAGCUACUCAAUGUCCUGGUUGCCAAGAUACUCAUAUACUGGGAGAACAAACGUCGUACGGCUACAGACAUAAAGUUACAGAAAGUCACGCAGUUCGUCGAGGCUAUUCGUCAUUUACGAUGGUAUGGCUGGCAGGACUCCUGGCUGAAGGAAAUUCUUGUUGCAAGGCAACAUGAACUCAACCUUCGAGUCAUAUCUGGGCUGUGGAACCUUCUCAUCGGAUUCCUGACUGAGGCUUCCGGUGCUCUAUUCCCCGUUGUCGCAUUUUGGGCAUAUACAUCUCUUGCUCAGAUGCCACUGCCUGUAGACAUCGCAUUUCCGGCUAUUGACCUAUUCCAGAUAGUAAUCUCGAAUCUGCAGGCGCUACCCGGCCUCAUUACCGUCUUGCUCAAUGCAACUGUCGCUGUUAAUCGUUUGGAGGCGUAUAUGCUUGAAGCAGAAAGAACAGAGCGAGAUGCUCAUGACGACAAUGCUAUGGACGUAGAGUUGGUGUCCGCCACCUUUUCCUGGCCGGGUAGUAAGAAGUCGGUCAUUCGUGACGUCUCACUGAAGUUCCCUCGUGGUUUGACUGUCAUAUACGGCGAAGUUGCCAGUGGCAAGACUGCUUUACUCCAAGCCAUUUUGGGGGAGCUAGAUCAAUCAGAAGGAGAACUGAUACGCCCAAACAAGAACAUAGGAUAUUGUGCCCAGACACCUUGGCUUCAAAGUAUGAGUAUCCGGGAUAACAUCCUCUUCACAUAUCCCUAUAAUGAAGAACGGUACAAGGAAGUACUGAAUGCUUGCGCCCUCAUAUCAGAUUUGAACACCUUCAAGCACGGAGAUUUGUCCAACAUAGGUGAGAAUGGUAUUGGUUUGUCAGGCGGACAAAAAGCGCGUGUGGCACUUGCAAGGGCUGUUUACAGUCCUGCUGAGAUUAUCUUGCUUGAUGAUCCUCUAUCAGCUUUAGACCAUCAGACGGCUGAACAUAUAGUACAAAAGUGUAUUUCUGGGCGGCUACUGGAAGGUCGUACCACAGUUCUAGUCACACAUCGUACACAACUUUGUCGAGGACUAGCCAAACAGUGGGUUGAAAUCAUUGAUGGCAAGACCCGAGUGCUUGACCCUGUCACAACAGGACUACAAUCAAGUAUCCGCGGUGGGCCAAUAACAGAGGACCUAGAGGCUGAUGAUCAAGCUUGUCAGCGGGAGGAAGAGACUGCAAUUCCUGAAAAGUUUAUCGAAGACGAACAUCGUGCACAUGGCGAGGUCCAGGCGAAGGUGUACUGGGAAUACAUCAAAGCUGGCAAGUACAGAUGGUGGGCGCUGCUAAUACUUAUCAUGAUCAUAUAUCGCAUCGCAGAUCUACUACAAACCUGGUUUAUUAAGGAAUGGGGCGAAGCAUACAAAGCAUCCUCGACUGCGCGCAAAGGUCUUUUCAACCAGCUCCCGUCUCCUCAGGUAGAUGUUGAUCCCUGGCUCAAGGUUUUCCUUCUACUCGCAAUUGUUAGUGCUUUGUUGUCCACGAUGGCACGCGGAUUCACGAUGGUAGUAGUAUAUGUGGCCGGAAAAAGCAUGUUCAAAGAGGUGAUGGCUAGCGUUAGUCACGCGACUUUCCGUUUUUAUGAUGUUACCCCUGUCGGACGCCUCAUGAAUAGGCUUACAUCCGACAUGAAUACCGUUGAUGGCCAGAUUAGCAUAAUUUUGAUCAUGGCUGUCUUUACUGGAGUUACUUGGAUGUCCUCCAUCGCCGUAGUUGCCACUGCUACGCCUCUGUUCCUCAUAUUUGCAGUCAUCCUGAGCUCUGCGUUUGUUGUAACAUUCCUGAGAUUCUUACCUACUUCACAGAGUCUACGAAGGCUCGAGAUGGUCUCCCUUACGCCGUUGCUCUCCAACUUCGGAGCUCUGGCUGAAGGUCUAACAACAAUCAGGGCAUUCUGCGCACAGCAUCAAUUCAUUGAACGAGUCAUCGUUGUCACCGAUAAAUUCCAGAAGAUGGACCACUUCUAUUGGAGUCUACAAGCAUGGCUUGCCUAUCGCUUUGAUAGCCUGUCAGCUCUCUCGACUUUUAUCCUUACAUUGCUAGCUCUUUACUCAGGAGUCUCUCCGGGCCUCACUGCGUUUGUGUUGAUCGCCGCAGCUAAAUUCGUCCAAUCUACUCACUUGCUUUGUCGUAUUUACGGAGCGAUUCAGAUGGACUUUGUAUCGGUUGAACGAGUGGUCGAAAUGCUCCAUCUUGAGCAAGAACCCAAGGGGUCGAUCGAUCCGCCAGCCUGGUGGCCAUCGUAUGCUGGUGACAUCGUCUGGGAAAAGGCAACAAUUCGAUAUGCGCCGAACCUAGAUCCAGCUUUACAAGAGGUGUCGGUGCGUAUUCCUGCUGGGUCGAACACAGCAAUUGUUGGCCGCACAGGAUCCGGUAAAAGCACUUUUGCCCUAGCUCUGCUAGCCACUAUCACUCCCGAGGCCGGGCGUAUACUCAUCGACGGCAUUAACAUCGCUGAGGCAAACCAUCAAACGCUAAGGUCACGUGUUACAUUCCUCGCCCAAGAUCCAGUUCUUUUUCCAGGAACCUUACGCGACAAUCUCGACCCCUUAUCCGAAUACACCGACGAAGCUUGCGAAGAAGUGUUAAAAAAGAUCGCCGAGCGUCAUGGUUGGACUCUCAACACCUCAAUCGAAGCAGGCGGCAAAAAUUUGAGUCAGGGACAGCGACAGCUUGUCGGACUUGCAAGGGCAAUGUUGCGGCAGAGCUCAAUUAUCAUUCUCGAUGAGGCUACAGCAUCAAUCGAUCUAGACACUGCAAAUGAAAUACAGAGGGUAUUGAGAGAGGAGAUGAAACAAAGCACUGUGAUCACCAUUGCCCAUAGACUAGAGGCGGUACAGCAUGCAGAUUAUUGUAUUGUAUUGGAGAAGGGCAGGGUUCUACAGUCGGGGAAGGCGGAGGAUAUCAUAAAGACGGAAAUGUUUACCUGAAAAGGUUGAUAAAGCUGGCGAUAACGCCUGCAGAUCUAAACAGACGAACGUCGGUCAAAGAUCUUUCAAUCGGCCGAGGAGCUUCAUGCUGAGUCUUCAUCCAGUCUUAGAAGUGUUAGAUAUGCUUGAGUUCUUUAACAAGUUCUUUCCCCAAC
Pseudovirgaria hyperparasitica is the source of this 4311-nucleotide messenger RNA. Its product is annotated as ABC bile acid transporter. The transcript has 10 exons. Bases 299 to 4156 code for a protein of 1285 amino acids. Gene Ontology annotation, biological process: transmembrane transport. Gene Ontology annotation, molecular function: ABC-type peptide transporter activity; ATP binding; ATP hydrolysis activity. The record is from RefSeq and is a predicted model, not a curated record. Gene Ontology annotation, cellular component: membrane; fungal-type vacuole. Lineage: Eukaryota; Fungi; Ascomycota; Dothideomycetes; Acrospermales; Acrospermaceae.